AUGAUCGUGUCCAACCUGAGUCUGAGCACUUGCGCGCGGUCUGAGAGCGUGUUGUGCUCCAGUGCCGGGGACGGAUAUCUGGAAGAUACUUCACAUCGCACUCUAAGCCCGACUGGACACUUGGUGGUUGCAGUAUGUCUGGGCUUCAUAGGAAGUCUUGGAUUCCUCAACAACCUGGUGGUGCUGGUUCUGUUUUGUCGCUACAAACUGCUGCGUUCCCCCAUUAAUCUCCUGCUGAUUAAUAUAUCGCUGAGCGAUAUGCUGGUGUGCGUGCUCGGAACUCCGUUCAGCUUCGCCGCCAGCACACAAGGACGGUGGCUUAUUGGGGCGCGUGGUUGCGUGUGGUAUGGCUUCGCAAACACUCUGUUCGGCAUUGUGUCCCUGAUAUCCCUGGCGGUGUUGUCGUACGAGCGCUACAGCACCAUGCUGGGCUCCACCGAGGCCGACUCCACUAACUACCGCAAGGUGUCUGUUGGCGUGGCCCUCUCCUGGCUGUACUCCCUCGGGUGGUCCGUGCCACCCCUGUUUGGCUGGAGCCGCUACGGCCCGGAAGGUCCUGGCACCACCUGCUCUGUGAACUGGACCACCAAGACGGCCAACAACAUCUCCUACAUCAUCUGCCUGUUUGUCUUCUGCCUGCUGCUUCCCUUCAUGGUCAUUGUCUUCUGCUAUGGGAAGCUGCUGCAUGCAAUUAAGCAGGUGAGCGGGGUGAACCGAGCGCUGGGUCGCAAGCGUGAGCAGCGCGUGUUGCUGAUGAUCAUUAUCAUGGUGGUGUGCUACCUGCUCUGCUGGCUGCCCUAUGGCGUCAUGGCCCUGCUGGCCACCUUCGGGCCUCCAGGCCUGGUAACCCCCGAGGCCAGCAUCAUCCCCUCCAUCCUGGCCAAGACCAGCACAGUCAUCAACCCCAUCAUCUACAUAUUCAUGAACAAGCAGUUCUACCGGUGUUUCUAUGCCAUGCUGAGAUGUACGACGCCUGAGCGUGGUUCCAGCUUCAGGAGCACGUCCCGCGUCAUCAGGCAGAGUAAGAAGGUCCUGCGCCGUACCCAUGACAACAACAUCACCCUCGUGGUGGCCUCUGGGGGGCCUGCCACCUCCACUGUACCCAACCCCAUGGAGGGUGGCCCGGGCCCGCUGAGCUCCGAAAUCACCACCAAACCAGCCAAAGUCUCUCUUGUGGCCCACUACACGGAAUAAUUACCAGGGGAGGGCCCCAGUUCCACCCACCGCG
Engraulis encrasicolus (European anchovy) is the source of this 1228-nucleotide messenger RNA. RefSeq names its product teleost multiple tissue opsin a (gene tmtopsa). The coding region runs from base 1 to 1194 and encodes 397 amino acids. The record is from RefSeq and is a predicted model, not a curated record. Gene Ontology annotation, molecular function: G protein-coupled photoreceptor activity. Lineage: Eukaryota; Metazoa; Chordata; Actinopteri; Clupeiformes; Engraulidae. Gene Ontology annotation, cellular component: plasma membrane; photoreceptor outer segment. The transcript has 4 exons. Gene Ontology annotation, biological process: visual perception; G protein-coupled receptor signaling pathway; phototransduction.